This is a messenger RNA of Meyerozyma guilliermondii ATCC 6260, 1059 nucleotides long. It is a transcript of the gene HUT1, whose product is annotated as Hut1p. Lineage: Eukaryota; Fungi; Ascomycota; Pichiomycetes; Serinales; Debaryomycetaceae. Gene Ontology annotation, biological process: UDP-galactose transmembrane transport. Gene Ontology annotation, cellular component: endoplasmic reticulum membrane; Golgi membrane. Bases 1 to 1059 code for a protein of 352 amino acids. The transcript has a single exon. Gene Ontology annotation, molecular function: UDP-galactose transmembrane transporter activity; UDP-glucose transmembrane transporter activity. The record is from RefSeq and is a predicted model, not a curated record.
AUGAAACAAGUCACAGUUCUACUUGGGUGUGUAUUGGGACUUUAUGGGUCGUUUCUUUCUUGGUCCGUGCUCCAAGAGAGAAUCAAUACCAAACCAUAUGGAAAUAAUCCCUCUACCGGCCAUCCUGAUUUCUAUAAAUCACCAUUGAUCAUCAACACUGUUCAAGCACUUUUCGCCAGUAUUGUUGGUUUCGUAUAUUCCGUCAUAAGUUCCAAGUCAAGUCCUUUCACCAUCUUCACCAGGAACGAGAAGAAGCAUUCUUCCGUGUACUUGAGGUCUCUUUUCAUCCUUUCAUUGACCCUGAGUAUUUCAUCACCAGUAGCAUACCAGCUGCUCAAACAUGUCGAUUAUUUGGCGUUUUUGUUAGCCAAAUCUUGCAAGCUCAUACCAGUCAUUUUGGUUCACCUGGUUUUGUACCAGACCAAAUUCCCCUUCUACAAAUAUGUUGUUGCUGGUGCCGUGACGUUGGGGGUGGUGGUGUUCACAUUUGCCAACUCUUUGCGGCCCGAAAAAGUCAGCAUGAACGACGGAAACACAGCAUUGGGGCUUUUCCAGCUCGUGGCAUCAAUGGUGUUGGACGGGCUAACAAACUCAAGCCAGGAUCAGCUCUUUAAAUGGGCGAAUACCGCUAAGCCUAAAGUCAAGCUCACCGGCGCCAGGCUAAUGUGUAUCUUGAACGCCUUCAUCUUUAUAAAUUCGCUUGCUUUCACGGCCCUCUUUAGGUUCGACAGCGAAAUUGCAUACACAUACAACUUUGCUAAGCAUUAUCCUCAGGUAAUUAUGCAUGUUGUCCAGUUUGGCUUGUUGGGCGCAUUGGGUCAAGUUUUCGUGUUUAUCAUUCUCGAGCGUUUUGACUCGCUCAUCCUCAUCACAGCUACUGUGACAAGAAAAAUGAUCAGCAUGAUGCUCAGUGUGGUUUUGUUUGGCCAUGUUUUAUCACCUACUCAAUGGACCGGAGUGCUGCUAGUAUUCAUGGGCAUUGGCUAUGAGGCAUGGAUGAGCAGUCUGGAAAAAAGCAAAAAGGCAGCGCAGACAGAGAAGGAGAAGAAAUCACAAUGA